GGCGCCCUGCACCGCCUGGCGGCCUCCCGGCCCCGCCACGCCCGGCUCUACCGCUUCCGCGCCGACCCGCCCACCACCACCAUGCAGCGCAUCAAGGGCCUCACCACCGGCUCCCUGCCCACCUUCGUCGACGUCGGCAGCAACUUCGCCUCCUACGCCAUCCGCGAGGACAACCUGCUGGCCCAGCUCGUGCGCAACGGGAGGAGAGUGGUGUUCAUGGGGGACGACACAUGGGACGGGCUCUUCCCCAAGAUGUUCUCUCGCUCCUACUUCUUCCCGUCCUUCAACGUGAAGGACCUGCACACCGUGGACGACGGCAUCCUGCAGCACCUCUACACCACAGUGGAUGGAGGGGACUGGGACCUGCUGAUCGCCCACUUCCUGGGCGUGGACCACUGCGGGCACAAGCACGGGCCUGACCACCCGGAAAUGGCCAAGAAGCUGACCCAGAUGAACGAGAUGAUCAGCUCGCUGGUGGAUCAUCUGGAGAACGACACACUGCUGCUGGUGGCAGGCGACCACGGCAUGACAGACACUGGGGACCACGGGGGAGACAGUGAGAAGGAGGUGAACGCGGCGCUCUUCGUGUACAGCAAAACGCCGCUUUUCCGAGCUGGCCCGCCAGAGGAGCCAGAAACUGUCCCACAGGUGAACCUGGUGCCCACGCUGGCCCUGCUGCUGGGUGUGCCUAUUCCCUACAGCAGCAUCGGGGAGGUGAUGGCCGACCUGUUCGAGGGGGACGGGGACGCUGUCACCGCUUCACUCAGCCAGCUUGCAGCAUAUCAUGUCAACGCCAAGCAGGUGGACCGCUUCCUGGACUCCUAUGCGCUGGCCGCCCAGGACCUGCCUGGGGACCGGCUGAAGCAACUGAAGGAGCUGUUCACCGCAGCAGCAGAGGAGCAUGCCCAGCUGCUGGCCCAGGUGCAGGAGGGCCUGGUGGCGUCACCAGAGCUGGAGGCCCAGCUGGGGCGGCUGCGCGGCCACUUCCAGCACUACCUGCGGGAGGCACGGGCUGUAUGCACAGCGUCCUGGGCCCGCUUCCACCCCUUCCGCAUGGUGGCCGGCUGCGCCCUCAUUGCCGCCUCCUGCCUGCUUUGCUACAUCGCCUCUGAGCUGGCCAACGCCCUGGACUUCUACCACCACUGCUUCUACUCGCUGUUUGGGGGCCUGCUGGCAGCUGCUCUACUGGGAUGGGCCCGCGUGGACCUGGACCCCAUCUUGGUAGUGUCAUGGGUAGCCGCAGCCUCCCAGCUGGGCUUCUUUUGGCACUGGUGGAGCCAGCGGCCGCGGCGAAUCCAUCUGGCUAGUGUCCGGCCACCGGUGGCCAGCAUGGGGCUGUGGCAGAGGCUGCGAGCGUGGCUGGGGCCGGCGUUGCCUCUGGGCAUCCUGGCCCUCCGCUGCGGUGCUAUGUUUUCAGACAGCUUUGUGAUAGCCGAGUCCCAGGUGGUCCCUUUCCUGCUGGCCUCCCUGGCCAUGCUGUGGGUGGGGAAGCUCCACUGGGACGGCCAGCUGAGCACCCCCUCAGAUGCCCCCAAGCAGCCCCCAGGCUCCCUCUCCUGCCACAAGGAGAGCUGGCCCCUGCUAGGCCUCCUGGCUGCCCUGCUGGUUUGCUUGCGCCUCUCGAGCCUCUUCCACCAGUGCCGUGACGAGGUGCCGCACUGCCAGCCCUCGCCCUGCUUGGCGCCACUGUCCAGCCUGCGCAGCCCCCAGGCCAAGAACCUCUGCUACCUCCUCUGCGUAGCCUCGCUGGUCGGACUGGUGUAUGCAGUACGGCGCUGGCUGCGCCACUACGGCAACCUCAACAGCACCAGCCCCCUGGUGCUCUUCGUACGCUGGGGCUUCCCGCUGACGGCCUUCUGCAUUGCCUGCUACUGGGCUGUCACCUCGGGCACCGAGGACACGCUGGGCAAGCUGCAGGAGCUGGUGCAGGCCGCGCUGGUCACCUUCCCUCGUGCCGUCUACGGGCUGGUGGCUGCUGGGCUGCUGCUGGUGCUGUGGAAGCCGGUGACGGUGUUCGCCCAGGACAGUCGGGCUGCAGCCGGACCCAUUGUGACCCCCUUCCAGGGGGCACCCAGCUCCGAAGCCGACCUGCUGCACGUCAUCUCACAAAUCUACCGGAGGAUGCAGGAGUCCCUGAAUAGUCGGCUGGAGGGUGGGAGUCGGUGGGCAGCAGUGGCUGCCUAUGGGCUGGGCAGCGUGUACUCAGCUGCCCUGGUCAUCACCCUCACGCUGCUGGGCUUCUUCCUGCUGCUGCUGCACAGCGAGCGCAUGAGCCUCUCCUUCCUGCUCCUCUUCCUGGAGGCCUUCAUACUGCUACGGCUCCAUGUGUCUGCUAUGAGCCUGGCCGGCGAGGCGGAGCCCUUCGUGGUCCCCUGGAACGCGGUGAUCGCCUGGGUCCUCGCCACCGCCCAGUUCUUCUAUUCCACAGGCCACCAGCCCAUCUUCCCCGCCAUCCACUGGAACGCGGCUUUCGUGGGCUUCCAUGAGGACCAUGCCACCCACCUGGUACCUGCCCUGCUGGUGGCUGCCAACACCUUUGCUUCCCACAUCCUCUUUGCAGUUGGCUGCCCCCUGCUCCUGCUCUGGCCGUUCCUGUGUGAGACACCCGGCUCCCGGCGGAAGAGGCUGAAGAAGGACCCUCAGGAUGAGGAGCAGGAGCCGCUCAUGGAGAUGAGGCUGCGGGAAGCCCCGGAGAGGUUCUCGGCCGUGCUGCUGCAGCUGGGGCUCAAGUACCUCUUCGUCCUUGGCAUGCAGCUCCUGGCCUGUGUCUGCACCGCCAUGAUCCUCAGGAGGCAUCUCAUGGUCUGGAAGGUCUUUGCUCCCAAGUUCCUCUUCGAGGCGCUGGGCUUCGUGGUGAGCUACGUCUGCCUCCUGCUGGGCAUCUCCCUGGUGCUGCGUGUGGACUGUGCCAUCAGUGCCUGGUACAGGCAGCUCGAGCCCAGGUAGCAGCUGAGCCGCUGGGAGGGAGCAGGGAGCCCAGUGCAUCUGUCCCCUCCCUGCCGUGUGCCCUGCCUUGGCUGCUCCUGCUUCCCUGCCGUGGGGGGCUGCAGGCCGGCUUUCGCUCGCAGAGUCCACGAGCACAGAGCUGGGUGUCUUUGCUCCCUGCACUGGGGCUGGAGGCCGGCUGUCUGCCCUGGUGAUUGAGGGACCAGCUGGGUGGGGGAAGGACACAUCAAGCCUGUCCCUGAGCUGAUCAGUAAAGGGCAGUGCAGCCUGCAGUGGCCGCCAUGGACCGGCCAGACUUUUGAAGAGGGGGACCUGUGCAGCGCAUGCAGCUUGGGAACUGCAUCCCCAGCCUGGGCAGCAGCUGCCCCUAUGAGACUGCCACCCCUGUCUGCUGCCCGGGCUGAGCUCUGCCCCCACCAGCCCCUUUCCUCCUUGUCUUCCUCAGCCCGUGGAAGGGCUCUGCAUGUGUGCACCCCUGGGUCUGUGUGCAUGGGUGUGUGCAUGGGUUUGUAGCUGGAGGAGGCACAGGGUGGCAGGGCCCAACCGUGGUCUGUGUGGCGCUGCUUCUCGAGAUGCAGCUCAGUUGGUGGGGGAGGGGACAGCCGGGUCGAGGCCAGUGUGCCCUGGGCAAGGCCCUUUCUGAACCAGCAACCCCUUCUCCACCUCCUCAGAUCCCAAACCAGCCCCAACCCCCAGCUCUAGAGCCCCCAGCGGGGCUGUCUGAUAAGUCAUAUCCGCCUGGGUAGGGCAGCAGUGGGCUGGGGUCUUCUCUGGCAGGGCUUGGCCUGGUCUGUCUGAGCAGAGGGAACUCCUGGGUGCUGUGAAGCUAGGCUGUAACCCCCGUGCCCAGGCAACUCCCCCAGACCCCUUCCCUUUGCCUGCUGCCACUGUUACUCCCGGAGGUGGCACCUUGCUCUCCGCUUAGCCCUGCAACAGCUCCUCGGUGGUCUUGGCCCUUGCCAUCUCCCCCUGCGGUGGGGAAACGAUCCUGGAAGCUGUACAGGGCAGGACAGGGCUUGGAAGGGGCUGUCUCUGCUGGCGGGACCCAUGGAGUUGCCCACUUGGCCCACCCCCCACACGACUUGCUGACACUGCUGGGGAGACCAGCCAGGUCUGGCUUCAGCUCCACAGCUGUGCCCACGAGCGUGUGGUGCAGCCAAGGGGCCCCUCUUGCCGUGGCCGCAGUGCUCAGCUCUUCGCAAGGGGGUUGAGCUCUGCACUUGACCUCUGGCGGGCAAUGCACAGGCUCACCUGCUACAGGGCUGUUCUCUGCGGUGCCCAGCUGCUCCUUCAGCCCUUGCACGGGGUGAGCAGGGGCCGCUCUGAGCAUCUUCCUCUGCAGUGUGGGAGCUCCUGUCACCGCGUGCAGCCGCUGCCUGACCUCUGCCCAGCCUCAGCAGACGGUACUGGGAGCUCUGAGGCUGUGGCUGGCCUGACAUCCCUGCUGCUGCCGGGACUGUGCUGUGCUCUCCCCUUCCCAGCACAACUCGGAGCCCUGUUCAUUAAGGCUUUCAUUAGACGGCCAAGCCCUCUGCGACCUUGGUCUGGGACCUCGGGGCACCUGGCACAUGUGAGUGAGCACCGCCCCCAGCGCGCCUGCUCCCAUCAGGGCUGGAUUACCCCACACCCAGGGCAUGCGUAGCUGCGACUUGGGCACAGCCAUGUAAGGAAGCAGUGGCUGAACCCAGAAGUCUUGGCUCCACAAGACCCUGUUCUUGUCCCCACCGCUUUGCUAGCAGGUGCCAUGUCCCAGGUUCUCUCCACCCCCCUGGCUUGGGGGAGAGUCCUGUACAACUGACCUGGACUCUUAAACUCCAUGUUAGUUAGGCUCUUUAGGGGUAUGAGCGCUGACGUGGGAGCUCAGGCUCCCCAGUUUCCCCAUCAGUGUAACGGGACCCCUCACCAGAAGGGCUCCUUAGACCCUGCAGUCGUGCCAAGAAGCCCCCAGCUGAAAGGGGGCCCUGUUGAGCCAGUCCCUCCUGAGAGGCGGACUAGGCUUCCACACCAAAGGCCUUAAAGCCCGGCGGUUGUGCAGCACACCAGGAGCCAAGACUGCACUCGUUGCUCGUGGUAUUGCCUAGCCUCCCCCUGAGCCUGCUGGCUGCCUUGGGAGACCACAGGCAGUCUCCGCUGAGCCUGGGGGCACAGGGUGCCAAUUGCUGCCAUGAAAUUGGCUGCACUGCUGAUUUAAGCUCUGGGGCUGACAUGCAGAGGAGUGGGGCAGUGGGCCAGCCACGGGCAGGGCUGAGCAUCCUCCGGAGCAUCGUGCUGCUGCUGUCCUACUGCCAGCUUUCACCCGUCCCUGAAACAGGGGGAGAAGUCCCUGCAGAGACCCCCAAGCAGAUCCAGGCUUGCCCCCAGGCAGGGGUGGCAGUGGGUGAGGACUUGGGGCAAGGCCCAGUUUCCUUGUGGGUGUCUGUGCGCUGUCCCCCAAGGCACCGCUCGCAGAGACCCCCUGUUUUUGGGGUGCAGGGGCAGCCUGUCCUGGGCUCUCCAGAUGGGCCGGGCUGGUACCGGAUCCUGCAGUCGCGGCUAGAUGAUGCAUUUCAGUGCAUUCCUCAGCCCGUUCGGUGAUGCUGGAAGGGUCUUUUCACAUCCUCAGUUUGCUACUUGCCGGUGCCUGCAGAAUAGGGCCAGUCCUAGCCUGGCCACUGCUGCCCGCUUUGCUCUGGUAGUGGGUGGCCGGAUGCUCCUUGGCAGUGACCCUGCCUGGCCAUGGCGGGCUCUGUCCAUCUGCACAGGAAUGACUCCAUCGCAGCCCCUCCCCGGUGCAUGCCCAGCUGCCAGCAGGGAUGGCUGGGAGGUCUUGGUGCGUGCCUAGUUUGUACAGCCUGCAAAUCUGCAGGGAUCCCGCUCCCCUGCAGGCCUGGGAUCCGUGCCAAAUAGGACUAACCCCAGGCCUCUGUCCUGCCUGGCUCAUGGCACCAAGGCCUGAGAUUUGCACUGAUUCCCCGGGGUGGCGGAUCUCAGCACUCAGCCCCUUCCCUUCUGCUCAUUCCUUUCUGCGAAAUGGUUUGACCAUCUUUGCAAAGUGCUCACCUGGCCGCUGCUGCCCCAGGGAGAAGCCAGGCAGGCCAGUGCGCAAAGUCCACAGCUAGGGACCAGGAGUCACUCGUCUCCUGGCUGGGGAGCAGCACAGGGCACCUGCUUCUGCCUUUGCAUGCCUCGAGUUCCCUGUUGCUCUGCCGCACUUUGAGAGCUCUGCAUGCAGCUGGCUGCCGAGGGGCUGCGCUUUCCCGGGCAGCUCUCAGUAUCCGCUUGUCCCUUCCUUUGCUCCUGCGGUGACCAAACCCCCUAGGGGGAGGUGAUUCCUGUGGCUGCCAAUGAGAGGGUCCUGGAUGGGCGAGGUGGCUGCAACCUGCCCCAUCCGGGCUCCACCCUGGGCUGCUUCCAUCCUCCAGAGCCCUUUGGCUUGUGCUCUGGAUGGAGGGGUGAGACAUUGGUAGGCCCAGCUCUGCAACUGAGUCACUGUGACCCCCUGCAAGUCGUUUCACCUCUCGUGCCUCAGUUUUGCCUCUCUGUAAAAUGGGGAUACUACUGACCUACCUCACAAGGGGUGCCGUCAGGCAGAAUCGUCUGUAAAAUGCAUGGAGAUCCUCGCAGAUGGGGUUGGAGAAGGGUAAUUAUCAUUAAAGUUAUUUAAUUUUUCCCGAAUAAUUUAAUCGGUGGUGGGGAAGGUUUGCUUAAGGCAUUUGACUGUUGCUAUCUCCUACGCGGAUCCAGGUUGGGUAACGCAUGGUUCUGGGGCCUGGCUCCCCCCAGCUGGGCCCCCACUUGUGACCUGCCCUCCAGCAGGAGCAGAGGUAACCGACUGAGCCUGGGUCCAUGCUGCUGCAAACUCAAUCGUUGCCAAUAAAACAUGAGAUCAAAAGCAAGGAGACUCGGCAUCUUCCUACUGGGUCUGCUGGGAGCUGCCCAUCAGGGGGCCGAGGCGUUACUCGCGGGGAGGGGGCACAGUCCAAAGGAGGUGAAGGGAAGGGCGUGCAGCGGUCGCCUCACCAAUGCAGCUGCAUGCACAAAGGUCCUGUGUUAAGCUUGGAGGGGGGGAGACAGCAGGGAGCGAGGGGGCCGGGAGCAUGGCUGUGGGCACUCUUUGGGGAAGAGGGGCUCCCCUGAGGCUGCACAGCCUGCUGCCCCCAACCUAACUGCCCCCAAAACUGCAUUUAAAGUAGAAGAACCGUGACAGGGGAUUGUGAAAAGGCUCCUUACUGCAGCCUGGCCUGUCUGUGGCAGGUGAAGGGGCUCUGGCCUGGGUUAGCCCCUGCUCACGGGGUCUGUGCCGCACAGGCCAGACUCGGUGCCUGGCUGCUCCUGUCUGACACACUGAGCAGGUUGCAGAGCCUGGAGAAGGGGUGUGUCAGGCCCAGGGGAUGCAGCAGCCCCGCAGGGCCCAAUCCUGUAGUGCUGCAUGCGCCACUGCGCACGAAGCCGGACCUGCUGCAGGUCCCUGUCCUGCCUCAGCCGUUGUGGCGCUGCUGCCCCUUGCUCACGAAGCACCUCUUGCAGUGCCCGUGCCAUUGCCACCCCGUAUAUUAGGAGUGUGUGUUAAUGUGCGUGCUUGUAGGUGUAUAUUGGGGAGGGGUUAAAAGUGUGCUCUAUGUGUAUAUUGUGUGCGGGUGUAUAUUAGGUGUGGGGAGGUGUGUAGGUGUAUAUUAGGAGUGUGCAUAGGGGUAUAUUGGCUGUGUGUGAGCGUGUGUGCCUGUAUGAGUAUAUUAUGUGUGAUGGGGUAUAUUAGUUGUGUUAGUGUGUUAAUGUGUAUAUUGUGUAUAGGGGUAUAAUGGAGGUGUGUCUUAACAUGUGCACAUGAUGUAUAUUGGGGGGGUGUUAAUGUGUUGUAGGUGUAUAAGAGGUGUGUGUGCAUGGAAUCACAGACAAGGAGGAUUGGGAGGGACCUGAGGAGGUCACAUCUAGUUCAACCCCCUGCUCCAAGCAGGACCAGCCCCAACUGCAUCAUCCCAGACA
Alligator sinensis (Chinese alligator) is the source of this 7908-nucleotide messenger RNA. RefSeq names its product phosphatidylinositol glycan anchor biosynthesis class O (gene PIGO). NCBI's taxonomy places the organism in Eukaryota, Metazoa, Chordata, Crocodylia, Alligatoridae. The record is from RefSeq and is a predicted model, not a curated record. Gene Ontology annotation, cellular component: endoplasmic reticulum membrane. Gene Ontology annotation, molecular function: mannose-ethanolamine phosphotransferase activity. Gene Ontology annotation, biological process: GPI anchor biosynthetic process. The transcript has 10 exons. The annotation marks the transcript as partial.